This is a messenger RNA of Mesorhabditis belari, 297 nucleotides long. Lineage: Eukaryota; Metazoa; Nematoda; Chromadorea; Rhabditida; Rhabditidae. The record is from the annotation of a GenBank genome assembly.
AUGGUGAAAUUUGCUGCCAUUCUCACAAAGUUGUCCAAUAUUGCCGGCUAUCAGCAGUUGAUUGUGUCAAAUGGCAAUGCAUCCCCAAAAAUGGAACAGGAUCCCGACGUUUUCGAGCAAGAAGAGUUUGAAGACGAUUCUCAAAGUGAUGGAUCGGAUGAAAACAUCUCAAUGUUGCCUCGAUUCAGCAUCUUGCAAGACUACACUGCAGUGACUGUGACUCAACGGCGUGGUGCUACAGGGCUUGCCGCCCCGAAACCAACAAUACGCGGAUCUCUUUCCGGCCGAUCUAUAUAU